GUGUGUGUCCUAAUGAAUAAGUGAUUACCCCCCGCCGCCGAUGAGUAAUCCCGGAAAGAGGUUCUGGAGGAAGGGCUGCGAGUCAUCGUAUUGUAAGGCAAGAGAGAGCGCUGAAUCCGGGAGAGGGCAGCAGGAAAUAUUGAGGCUGCUCAUUAUAGCGUCCCGAGAAUAAAUAACCGGGGCAGUAUCAACCGGAAGAAGAGGGAUUAAGUAAAAGAAAGUCUUUGGGACUUUGCGGAUUUGUUAUAGGCUGUUGUAAGGAGCUAAGAGUCGGCCACAGACACAGAAACGCGCAGACGCGGCCGCUGUUCAGAUGGGGGUACGCGGUGGACUACUUUUUUUGGAAAGGGGUAUGCAGCUUAAAAAGAUUGAAAACACCUGUUCUAAUGUGAUUUGGUACAACGAAUAUCCUCUACUCAGUGAUACACCAGCGCCACUGUGACACGUUUCCCAAAAGUGACACUGAGCUUGCCAGGGGGGUAAAGGGAGCAGGUCCGGAGGGGGAGGAUGAAGAGAUUCCGGCGUCAUGGGCAGGACUCCCAUCGAGACCGGCUCAAGCAGGAUCUCUUCCAGUUCAAUAAGACGGUGGAGCAUGGAUUCCCUCACCAGCCCAGUGCUCUCGGAUACAGCCCCAGCCUUCGACUCAUGGCCAUCGGGACUCGUUCAGGAGCUCUCAAACUCUACGGGGCUCCAGGUGUGGAGUUCAUGGGUCUGCAUGAAGAGAAUGCUGCGCUUACACAAAUACACUUCUUACCACGGCAGAGCAAGCUGGUGACGCUGCUGGAUGAUAACAGCCUGCACUUGUGGGCGCUUCGCAGUCAUCAGGGGGUGUCUGAACUGCUGGAGGAGGGGCGUUUCACACUGCCUGCAGUGCCAGGGGCCCCACCCAGUGUUACACGUGUGACGUCAAUACUGGCCCACUCCUCUGGGAAGCUGCUGUAUCUGGGCACGGAGGGCGGACAUGUUUUCGUUGUGGAGGUGCCUGUCUUCAGGGAGCUGGAGGAACGCAACAUCAGUGUUGAGACUGUUCAGCAGAGGGUCCCUGAGGAGUAUGUGGGUCGUCGGAAUCUGGAAUCUGUGGAGGCCUUGACAGAGAAUCCCCAAAACCCUGACCACAUCCUGAUUGGUUACAGCCGGGGUCUUAUGGUGCUAUGGGACCUGGAAGGAAGCCAAGCCACGCAUCACUUUCUUGGGAACCAGCAGCUGGAAAGUGUGUGGUGGAAACGAAAUGGACGCGAGAUCAUCAGCGCCCACAAUGACGGCAGCUACUGUCAGUGGCCAGUGUCCAGUGCUGACCGCCAACCCGAGCCUGACAAACACGAAAUGCCUUAUGGUUCCUUUCCAUGUAAAGCAAUUUCCAAGAUCCUAAUGCUGACGAAAAAGGAGAGCUCUCCCUUCGUGAUCUUCAGUGGAGGAAUGCCACGGGCCAGCUAUGGAGACCGACACUGCAUAUCUGUCAUUCACAGCAAGAAGCAUGUGGCCUUCGAUUUCACUUCACGCAUCAUUGACUUCAUUGUCAUUAAUGAAGGAGGGGAGGAGUCAGAGUAUGAUGACCCCAGCGCCCUGGUGGUUCUUGCAGAGGAGGAGCUGGUGGUGGUGGAUCUGAAGUCUGAGGGCUGGCUGAUGAUCCAGACCCCCUACCUGGCCCCCCUGCAUUGCUCAGCCAUCACCUGCUCCCACCACGUCUCCAACAUCCCCCUGAAGCUGUGGGAGCGAAUUGUGGCUGCCGGGGAGACGCAGAACACCCACUACUCACACAUGCCUUGGCCAGUGAAUGGAGGACAGAAUAAAGCGCCAGACCCUCCCCAGAGAGACCUGCUCCUCACAGGACACGAGGAUGGGACAGUGCGUUUCUGGGAUGCCUCAGGUGUCUGUCUGUACCCUCUCUACAAACUGGGCACUGCAGGGGUGUUCCACACAGAUGCAGACCCCAGUGACAACAUGAACCAUGCAGGGGAGGCGGAGUGGCCCCCUUUCUGUAAGGUGGGCUGCUUCGACCCUUACAGUGACGACCCCCGGCUGGGCAUUCAGAAGAUCCACCUGUGUAAAUACAGUGGCUACCUGGCUGUGGCCGGCACUGCAGGGCAGGUGCUGGUGAUGGAGCUGAAUGACGAGGAUGCGGAUCAGGUUGUGGACAGCUCUCUAGUAGACCUGCUCCAGGACCAGGAGGGGUUCCGGUGGAAGGGCCACACACAGCUGAUCGUGAGGGAGGAGGCAGUCCACUUCCCCCAUGGCUUCCAGCCCUUCGCCCUGGUGCAGUGUCAACCGCCUGCUGUGGUCACCUCCCUCAUCCUGCACUCUGAGUGGAAGCUGGUGGCCUUUGGGACCAGCCAUGGCUUCGGCCUCUACGACUACCAGCAGAAGAAAAACGUCCUUGUCAGGUGUACUCUAAACCCCAGUGACCAGCUCGCCCUGGAGGGCCCCCUGUCCCGGGUGAAGUCAAUCAAGAAGUCACUCCGCCAGUCCUUCCGCAGAAUCCGUCGCAGCCGCGUGUCGGGGAGGAAGCGGCCUGUAGGGAACGCUGCCAAGGUGCAGGAGAUCAAUGCACAGAUGGAGAGGGAGGCUCUCCAGGAGAUGGAGCUGGCCCCAGUCCAGAGGAAGAUCGAGGCGAGGUCCUCUGAUGACUCCUUUACCGGGCUCGUCCGAACGCUCUACUUCGCUGACUCCUUCAUCCGUGACUGCUCACAUAGCACGCCCUCCCUCUGGGCCGGCACCAAUGGUGGUUCUGUGUAUGCCUACUCACUACGAGUGCCGCCCGUUGAGAGGAGAAUGGAGGAGCAAAUCACAGCAGAACCUGCUAAGGAGAUCCAGUUGAUGCACCGUGCCCCUGUGGUGGGGAUUUUGAUUCUGGAUGGCCGGGGAGCACCCCUCCCUGAACCUCUUGAAGUGGCCCACGACCUUUCCCGGAGCCCUGACAUGCAUGGCUCACACCACCUUCUGGUCAUCUCGGAGGAGCAGUUUAAGAUGUUCACGUUGCCAAAAGUGAGUGCCAAGAUGAAGCUGAAACUGACUGCGAUGGAGGGCUCACGUGUGCGCAAAGUGUCAGUGGUGAGUUUCAACAGCAAAAUGGAGGACUACAGUGAGAAUGGGCUGGCGGUGCUGACCAACCAGGGGGACCUGCAUGCCAUCUCACUGCCCAGUAUUAAGAUCCAGGUCUGCUACAGCUGUAUCCGCAAAGAGGAUGUGAGCGGCAUCGCCUCCUGUGUCUUCACCAAGAAUGGACAAGGCUUCUACCUGAUCUCCCCGUCUGAAUUUGAGCGUUUCUCCCUGUCGGCCCGCUGGCUGGUGGAGCCGCGCUGUCUGGUGGAGGCCCCCCGUGCUGCCACCAGGCAAACCCUGAGCAGGGCAGCACCUGACAGGGCCGCUGUCAAGUCAAGGGUUUCCAGAACUGACAGUGAUGUCAGUGAAGAUGAUGGUCUCCAAAGGUCUCAUUUGAUGGAACAUGCAUUACUCAAUGAUGAAAAGGUGUUGUUGGAGAUCCAGAGAUCGCUGGAAGGAGAGAGGACGAGUAUGGUGGAGAAGAACUCGAAAAGGAGAACAGGAGGAGGAAAACUGAUAACUAAUGGUGAAUGAACCGAGCCAUGACUGGUACUGGUUGUCCUCUCAUGUAAUGCCAUAACACUACUGACAGCCAGCAGGAGGGGGUGCCACUCACAUAGAUACUGUACAGGGAGGGAGGAGGGACCCAGGGCCAGCCUCAGUGCCUCAACCAACAAACUACUGUAUCUCCGCCAGUCUUCCAACCUGAAUGUGUUGCUUGUGUCUUCACUCCUGUUGACAUACAAGAUCCAUUUUUGCACAACCACUCUCCAAAUGUGAUGGGGGGAUUUUAUUGGUAACCUUGUACUUACUGCCUUCCCAGGCACACAGUUUGUAAUCCUAGGAGGUGCUUUCCACUGCUGUGUAGCACAUGUAUUUUGUAUUUGGGGGAAUUUUCUAUGGGGGUGUUUUAAAAUUGUUUCAUAAUGGAAAUGUAAUUUAGGAAUGUGUGUUUUUAAUAAGAUAAUUUUAGGCAAAUGUUUAAUAUAUAUAUUGUAUAUCUGUACUUAUUAUUAUUAUUAUUAUUAUUAUUAUUAUUAUUCAUGGUUUUGGGUGGCUGCUAUACCUUUUUAGUAAUCUGACAAGGACAUAUUUUGGUACUUCCAUUAUAAAAUGUGGGGUAUUUUUAGUGUUUUCUAGAUUCUAUUUUUUUAGUAAAUCAAUGAGGGUGGAAACCUUAAAAAUGAAUCUUAACUUCACACUACAUUCUGCAGAUGGAAUAAAUAUGUUUUCACAAGAUGA
Messenger RNA from Acipenser ruthenus (sterlet), 4281 nucleotides. RefSeq names its product LLGL scribble cell polarity complex component 2-like. Bases 508 to 3573 code for a protein of 1021 amino acids. The transcript has 27 exons. Gene Ontology annotation, biological process: regulation of establishment or maintenance of cell polarity; regulation of Notch signaling pathway; cortical actin cytoskeleton organization. Gene Ontology annotation, cellular component: cortical actin cytoskeleton; plasma membrane; cytoplasm. Gene Ontology annotation, molecular function: myosin II binding; GTPase activator activity. NCBI's taxonomy places the organism in Eukaryota, Metazoa, Chordata, Actinopteri, Acipenseriformes, Acipenseridae. The record is from RefSeq and is a predicted model, not a curated record.